CACUUCCGGUUUGUGGUGUUUCGGCCAUUCAUUGGCGAAGUAAUUGUCGGCAAAAUCAGGUCGUGUUCUCGCGAUGGAGUCCUCGUCUCUUUGGGCUUCUUUGACGACAUUCUAAUACCUCCUCAUUAUCUUCAGGACAACUCUAUAUUUGACGAGAAGGAGCAGCUGUGGUACUGGGAGUACGAGUCCAACAAACUAUUUAUGGAUAUCGGAGAGAAGGUUAGGUUUAAGGUGAAAGAGGAGGUCUUUGUGGACACAUCACCGGUCGGUCCCACAGCCGCUGCCUCCUCUGUGGUCGCUUCCGGUGAUUCCAACUCUUUGGGCGAUAAUAAGCGCAAAAUUCCGUUUUUAAUUAAAGGAACGAUAAACGAGUCCGGAUUGGGUCUCAUCUCGUGGUGGAAAGAAUGACACCAAUUAGUGAUAUCAUUGGAUGUAGUCAUCGACGGCUCAAUUCAUAUAUCAUUUCGUUUCAUUAAUUUAAAAUAAAUUGUAAAAUACUUUUUUUUGUUAAAAAAUUCAUAGAAAUUGUGAUCAAAAG
Messenger RNA from Medioppia subpectinata, 538 nucleotides. NCBI's taxonomy places the organism in Eukaryota, Metazoa, Arthropoda, Arachnida, Sarcoptiformes, Oppiidae. The record is from the annotation of a GenBank genome assembly.